AUGGAAGUCGAGAUGGAUACCGCACAAGCGAAGGCUGAAAUGGUGAAUAAAGUUGAGAUAAGUUACAACCAACAGCCGAGUCUUUAUGAUAACAGCAAUACAGUUUCUUCUACAGAGAACAACAGUAUUCUAUUACUUUCAUCGAUAUUUUUCGUCUUAGGUUUUGUGUUCUGUCCAGGCUAUUUUUGUGUUUCAUGUAUAUGUUCUAUGAGAGAUGGGACAAAUUGUUGUGCUCGUUGGUUUGGUGCUUGUUCCUUAAUUGCUGUUGUUGUAAUCGUGCUGCUCACUUUAGUCUUCGGUAUAGCUGUCUUUGCAUUUUUCCCUGUGCCAGCCACAUCUGGAUAUGGAGAAUUUCCUGUGUGA
Molecule: messenger RNA, 363 nt
Organism: Entamoeba invadens IP1
Lineage: Eukaryota; Evosea; Mastigamoebida; Endamoebidae
Exons: 2
Coding region: 1-363 (120 amino acids)
Source: RefSeq, a predicted model, not a curated record